UACGUUUUCGGAAAAUAUUCGGUGAACGCAUCAUCAGCCUGUUACAUGGAUUAAAUAUUAAAUCAUACAACAGAACAGCUGUAUUAUAACAGAAUUAUCUGAUUCAGAAUAAUUUGCACCAAGUUCACGUGGGAGGAAAAAGAAGGUCACUAGGUCGUGGUGGUUCUUUAAGUAUAAUUAUUUUAGAAUAUCUACCACCAUCAAAUAUGUCAAGAACAAUAAAAGAACUCAUAACGGAGGAAUUCUUGACAUGUAACAUUUGCAUGGAUGAAUUUCAAAAUCCAAAAAUACUCAAAUGCCUGCAUACCUUUUGUGAAACAUGUAUACUGUCAACCAUUCGUCAUCAAAGACUGAACUCGUCGUCGGGUGAUAUUUCAUGUCCUGUUUGUCGGACAAGAAUCGAAACAAAUUCGUGUGAUAAGUUGAAUCUUCAAACAAAUUACCCUGUCCAGAAUUUAUUAGAGAUGAUACAGAGCUCAACACACAGCGAAAGUUUUAUAGAAUUAUACAGAGUAAAAGCCGGACUUAAUCUUGAUAGGGCACAAGCUGUAGCUAUUUCGGAGAAGAGCCGUUGUGCUUAUCUUCAAAGAAACGUAGACGAUCUUCAAAAUGCUGUUAUUGGCUUAAGAAAGGAGCUAAUUGAGUACAAGAAACAGUUGACAAUUGAGAAGGAUGUAACUGCAAAACUCAAGGAACAGCUGGUUGAAAGGAACCAAACAAUUGAUAAUUUACGCAAACAUGCCGAGGACACAGAAAACCAGUUCUCUGAACUGAAGGUACAGAAAGACAACCAGGAAAAAGUCGUCGAUAAUCUGAACAAAUCAUCAUGGAUGACGAAUUGGUGCAUAAGAUAUAUCGGCAAAUGUUUGUUGAGCAUUUGUCAGGCGAGUGUUAGCUGGCUGCCAAAAUGGUUUCAAAGAAAGCGGGAAGAAAACAAGAGAAUCUAAAUUUGCAAUAGUUUCGGAGAUGCAGGCAUCAGUGUUGUGACGAAGGAUAUUAUCCAUCGACAAGACCAUAUAUGCUUUAAUCAUCAUACAAUCAAGCUAGAAAUUAUAAAAAAAAAGGAUGGUGAUGAUAACUCUUUGACGGAGUUUACACAAAUGACAGCAAGCAAGCUUGAUAUCACUUACACAGAUACAUGUUUUCUGGAAGUAAUUGACAACUUCACUACAUAUAUCAAGGCGGAUGGUGAACAGAUUCAGACAUCUUGUCAGUCAAUCCGUAUGGAUCAUUGUCUCUAAGGCGAUUUGAUCAUUGUCUCUAAGGCGAUUUAUAAUUUUGUGUCACUUUCUAUGCAUUCGCAGGUUGAUAGAUCUGUCACAGAAAUUGUUAACAACACUUCAAGGGAUAAAUUAGAAAUGAAAAAAUCCUGACUCUAUAUAACAAAAGUUUAUACUUACUGACCUUACGGUUUUCUCAAUAAAAUCUAACAGGUCAUUCUUUGUUGUAAUAGGGCACAAUACAUUCCUUUGAAUACCAAAACCCGUAUUUCACCUGCUUUUGGAUGUGUUUAAGAAAUAAUAAAUAAUUAUACAGAACAAAAUAGCUGAUAUGUAAUCACUUGCCCCUCAUCGAUGUGGGUUCGAGCCUCACUCGGGGCGUUGAAUUCUUCAUGUGAGGAAGUCAUCCUGUUGGCUUACGGAAGGUCGGUGGUUCUACCCAGGUGCCCGCUCGUGAUGAAAUAAUGCACGGAGGGGCACCUGGGGGUCUUCCUCCACCAUUAAAUCUGGAAAGUCGCCAUAUGACCUAUCAUGUGUCGGCGCGACGUUAAAUGAAAAAAAAAAUUAAGUUGUUAUCGUGCAUACAGAUCUAAAUGUGUGCUUAAUUUGAAAAUAGUACUUCCUGUUCUUUUCAAAACGGUUGUAAAAUAGCAAAUGAUAGGCUUACACAUAUUAGUUAUUCUAUAUAUUGUCAUUAUGAUUUUGUUGUUACGUUGACAAAAUUGAUUGUGUAUAAAUAAUACUCAUUUUGGUACAUAUUAGUUAUAUUUAUUUACUUACACAUACAUGUAUUUAAAUAGUCUGCAGUGUAUAAGCUUCAAGUAAAUUUAUUCAUAUUCACUUUUUAAAUGAAUUCAUACUUUUUAUUCCUUAUAUUAUUCGUCUGGAAGAAAAUGCCUAGACCAUUUUGUUCCGCACAUGUGAAACAAAACUGAAUUAAUUGAUAAAUGGACUUUAAAUACAAGUGCAGUUUAAAAAUAAUGCAGAGUGCAUCAGAUUCUUUACUUGUAAUCUUGUCAUUACUUUAAUCUUUCUAUUCACCAUUUUUUAGAAACAAUCUAAUUGAUUUUGGCCUGUAAUUUAUUCCAAAACCAUACAAUAGUGUGCGUGCAUUUAUAUGCAAAGUUUCAUUGCAUUUGCGUCAAAGCAGAAUAUUGAUUGAUUAUGUUACAGCAAUGUUUUCCUUUGCAUUUCAUAUAUGAAACGAUGCAUGUUAAGUCAAAUAAUGCUUUAAACAAUACUUGCUUUUUCAGGUAUAGCGUAAUGCACUGAGUCAUCUUUUGAACAAAUAUAUAUCUUGUAGAUAUACUCUUGUUUCUAUUUUUUUAUUUAGUUUUGUAUUCACACAACCUUCUUUAGCAAUGCAGUUGCCGACAACUGUCCCUAGAUGCACUUUUUAAAAGGUCAAAAGUCAGCCCAGUUAUACAUUUCUAUUGCCUAGGGAUGAUGAAUGUGUCUUUACUACAAAUUUGUAAACAAUGCUUUUCUUUUAUCUUCCAAGAAAUAAGAGCCCAAUCGCAGUAAAGACUGACCAAAGCCAACAGAAACAAGCAUCAACAGCAUACAAAUUACUCCUAGCCUCGUCUAUCUAAAAUACACUUGUGAUUCCAAUUCUUGUCAUAACAUCCUCUUUAAUAACACGGUCUGUGAGUAUUUGUAAGAGAGGUCUUCAGUAAAUUCGCGGAAAAUUGUUCACAUUUUUAAACAAGUGAAUGAAGUAAAUGCAAUGCAAUACAAAGUCCCAUACUGGAAGGCACCUAAUUUUCUCUACUGCACUAUAACAUAAUAGACAGAUAUCUGUCAAUGAUGUAUAAACAAUCUUGUACUAUAUAUACAAUAUGUUAUUAAUAAUAAAACACUAAAAAUAUGUAUAUAUAAAACCUACAGUUGGUUUUAUAUGGCAUUUUUGGCCGAUCAUCAAAAAAGUAUUAUAUAAGUUAUUCAUAGUAACAACAAAGAGAAAUAAAUCCUAAAAAAAUCUAUAUAAUGUUAGUCCACUAGAAAAUCUUUUCCAAGUAGAGAUAGGUAAAAAAACACCUAAAACUGGAUAUAACAUGAAUGUUGUAAUACAGAAAACUGGUUUCAAUUUUCCAUACGGUCAGUUAUAAAUAAGUUACAAUAUAAUCUAUUUAAAGUAUCAACAAAGGGAAGUAAUCUAAUAAAACAAGGAUACCUCCUCAUGGUAGUAUGAACAUUUGAGCCAACUAACAUCAAAAUCCCUCCACGCAUGAAGAGGAAAUGCUCCGGACAAAGCCAUUCUUGAAUUCGAUUUUUGAACUUGACCUAGACUAAGGAACCUGGUUUUUGCGCAUAACAAUCCGUUUCAUGGUAUUGAACAUUUAUGUCAAAUUACAUCAAAAUACCUUCCUGCAUGAAGAAGAAAUGUACCGGACAAAGUCAUUCUUGUAUCUGACCUUUGGACUCUAUGUGUGACCUUGAUCUUAGACCUAGGGACCGGAAUUUUGCGCACGACACUCCGUCUUAUGGUGGUGAACAUUUGUGCCAAAUAAUAUUAAAAUCCCUUUUAGGAUUCCUGAGUUACAGACUGGACAGGAAAAAAGCCCUUUUGGCCUUUGACUUCCGAGUGUGACCUUAACCUUGCAGCUAAGGGUCCGGAUUUUACGCAUGACACAUUGUCUCAUCCAGGAAAAUAUUUGUGCCAAGUAAUAUUGAAAUGCAAUUUUGCAUGACAAAAGUUAUAGACUGGACAGGAAAAAAGUCCCAUUGACCUUUGAUCUCAAAGUGUGCCUUGACCUUUAAACUAGGGUUCUGGGUGUUGCGCAUGACACGUCGUCUCAUCAUAGGGAACAUUUAUGCCCUUGAUGGAUGACAGAGUUAUGGACAGGACAGGAAAAAGAACCUUUUGAUAUUUGACCUGCAAUUGUGCCCUUGACAUUUAAGCUAGGGGUACGGGGUUUGCGCAUAACACGUCGUCUCAUCAUGGAAAUAUUUAUGCCAAGUAAUAUUAAAAUCUCUUCAUAAAUGGCAGAGUUAUGGACCGGGCAGGAAAAAGCCCUGUUGACAUUUGACCUGCAGUUGUAACCUUGACCUUUGAGCCAAGAUGUUGUCUCAUCAUGGGAAAUAUUUGUGUCAAGUGAUAUCAAAAUUCCUUCAUGAAUUUCAGAGUUAUGACACAUUAUUAUGAGGUAUAUUUGAUCUAAGUUAUAUUAAAAUCCCUUCCUGGAUGGCAGAGUUAUGGACCAGACAGGAAAAAAAGAGCACUUUUGACCUUUGACAUCCAAUUGUGAGCAAGAUGUCUUUAAUGACAAGAAUAUUAUUUCAAAUUUUACUAAUAAUUUUGUUGAAAAUGAUAACGUAAUCAGUAAAUAAAUAACGUUAAUGUUUAUGUUAAUAUGAAAUCCGUUAACAAUUUAAGUAUUCAUAUUUUGUAUGUUUAUAUGUUUAGUUUUAUCAUACUAUAUGCUUUCAACAAAACAGGAACGGAAAUAAAGGUAUUUAAGCACUAUUCCAGGUAUUUUUUAACUCCCA
Messenger RNA from Mercenaria mercenaria, 4709 nucleotides. Its product is annotated as tripartite motif-containing protein 2-like. Gene Ontology annotation, molecular function: ubiquitin-protein transferase activity. Gene Ontology annotation, cellular component: nucleoplasm; chromatin. The coding region runs from base 207 to 947 and encodes 246 amino acids. The transcript has 9 exons. Gene Ontology annotation, biological process: positive regulation of DNA-templated transcription. The record is from RefSeq and is a predicted model, not a curated record. Lineage: Eukaryota; Metazoa; Mollusca; Bivalvia; Venerida; Veneridae.